This is a messenger RNA of Drosophila willistoni, 1462 nucleotides long. RefSeq lists its product as uncharacterized. Bases 232 to 1347 code for a protein of 371 amino acids. NCBI's taxonomy places the organism in Eukaryota, Metazoa, Arthropoda, Insecta, Diptera, Drosophilidae. The transcript is spliced from 7 exons. The record is from RefSeq and is a predicted model, not a curated record.
CACACACACAUACACACACACAGAUAGAAGAUGUGUGUGUGUCAUUGUGGAUGUUGGACAUUAAAAGUUAUUUCGUGUUAGUGCAAAUAACGAAAACAUAAAUAAAUUGUAACAAGUAAAAUAAAUUAAUAAAGACAUUAGUGGGCGUAGUUCGCUCGGACAUAUAAAAUACAUUCUCCAACCAUCUAACAACAAUUCCCCCCGGUGAAAGUGUUUUAAUUGCCCCCCAAAAUGUGUGCUCUGGAGCCCUAUAGUCACCAGCAACAGCAUCACCAUCAGCUGGCCACGCACCACCGACAUCGCCACCAUCAUCAUCAUCACCAUCAUCAUCAUAAUCACCAGCAACAGCAUUACCAUUAUCACUGCCACCAACAACAACAAGAACAACAGCAACAAAAGGAGCAGCAACAUCAACAACAUCAUUAUCAUCGUCACCAGCAACAGGCUGGACAGGGUCUGCUGGGUCAAACCCGAAGGACAACACAUCUGCAACUUUGGUACAUUCUACAUGUGAUAUUAGUGCUAAUCGACAUUACCAGCUCACUAACAAUGACCGAGGUGAAGAUACCCAAUCACAUAAUGCGCUUGAAGAGCGCCAUUCUUGGCUGCCGGUAUGCCCUCGACGGUGAAUCGCUAUACUCGGUUAAAUGGUACAAAGAUGGACAUGAGAUCUACCGUUAUGUGCCGCGAGAUAAGCCGCCGGGACAAGCGUUCCCGUUACCAGGCGUAAACAUUGAUCUCCGCAAUUCCUCGGACACUCAGGUAAUGUUGAGACGCGUAACGCUCCAAAGUUCUGGACUAUAUCGCUGUGAGGUGUCCGGCGAGGCUCCCGCAUUCAACACGGUAUCCGAGUCCGAGACAAUGACCGUUGUGGUGACCCCAAAUCAUGGGCCAAAGAUUUCAGGAGGUCAACCCAGAUAUCAAAUUGGAGACGUAGUUCGUGUUAAUUGCACCUCAGCCCCAUCGAAGCCAGUAUGCCACCUAAGCUGGCUGAUAAACGGAGAGCCGGCCCAGAAAACCCAUCUCAGGCAGUUCGAUAAGAUUGUGGUUAACCGUGAUGGACUUGAGAUGGCACGGCUAGGUUUGGAAUUUCGUGUGCGUGGAUUUCACUUUAAGAAUGGUGAUAUGAAGCUAAAGUGUGUGGCCAAGAUCAGUUCACUAUAUUGGCAGAGCAAUGAGGAGAGCGUAGAAAGCGAUCGUCAGCAACGUGCUCCAGCCCUGGAAUCCCGUGAAACGGUGGCCGCCAAAUCCAGUACAAUUGGCUCAGCUGCGUCAACGAUGCCUUUACAUUUCCUUUCCUUGCUGCCGACUUUAAUGCUUUUCUGGAGUUGGCAAAGUCCCAGUUAACUAUCUCAAGCAUCCUCCAACCCAAACUGAGUACUGACCCAUAUGAAUCCAUUGAACAUAAAAACCAUUUUCAAAAUAUUUAUGGGCUUGAAUAAAAUCUAAACAAAAAAAAAAU